GGUGGCUAAGACAACCCUCUGGCUCUCCCGCUUCGACUUUGUAGCAUAGCUCGCUAGUGUAGGUGCGCACCUCCUCAGCACCACCGCUUUCACGCCCUCUAACGACCUUCCCCCCCCCCUUUCCUAAAGCACAACACGGAGAAUGUAAUGGAGUACAAGCUGCUCGCAAGCCCCCGUAUUCGGCAGGAGGCGCAGCGCUGCCUGCGCGCAUAUCACGAGGCUUAUCAGCUGCGGCAUCAAGCCGCGGCCGCAGGUGCAGUCUCUUCUUCCUCCUCGUCCUCGCACCGUCCAUCGAACGCGCAGCAUGGAUCUUGCUGGAAGUUCUAUCGAGGGGAGCUGCCCGCCUCUCCUGGCAACGAACACGUCGAUGACCUUCUCGCCUACGGUGGCGAGAGCAGCAACGGUCGGGUUUUGCCACGCUGGUGUCCAGAGGAGUUGGAGUACCGGCACGACUACAUCCAGUGGCUUUUUCCUUUGCGUGAGCGCGGCGUGAACUGGCUGGCGCCGCUGCUUACAACGGCAGAGGCGGACGAGAUGCAGCGAGACGGUCUCAUCAUGGCCCGUGUCUUGCAAGCCUUCCGCAUGAUGCUGCGCUUCUACGGGACGGACAUCACCUACACGACGUCGCUGGCACAAGAAGGGCGUCUGGAAGCACAGCUACGGCGUACCUCCAAUCACACGGAGUGGGCAGCGCGGUAUGAAAACCUCGUGCACCACUCCCACAACUGCCUGCGCAUCAGUCGCAUUUUGCAGUUUCUCGGAGAGGUGGGACUGGAGCCGCUGAAGCUGGGCUGGCUGCAGUACUUGGCGCAGGAAGUGAUGCGUGGCUCGACGACUGCUAAGGCGCCGCUGGCGGCGUGCCGGGGCAGCUUUUUCUUUUGGAUGGAGAUUCCGUUUGCGGCGGAGGACAGAGCGCGACUGCAGAAGCUUGUGGAGAAGUUUGUGUCUUCCGUCGCUCCGCCCACACCGGCGACGGGGCCCGUGGUGGUGGUGAAGGACCUGCUGCUACCGUCAGCGCUCGACCUGUCGCGAGUCAUCCGCGAAGUGCAGCCGUCAGCUGAUGCUUACUCCGCAUCCCCACCGUCGGCCUUCGACGAGGAGGGGGUGAAGGGACGGAGGCGGCGGCUCGAAUAA
Messenger RNA from Leptomonas pyrrhocoris, 1134 nucleotides. RefSeq lists its product as hypothetical. Gene Ontology annotation, molecular function: opioid growth factor receptor activity. NCBI's taxonomy places the organism in Eukaryota, Euglenozoa, Kinetoplastea, Trypanosomatida, Trypanosomatidae. Gene Ontology annotation, cellular component: membrane. Bases 148 to 1134 code for a protein of 328 amino acids. The record is from RefSeq and is a predicted model, not a curated record. The transcript has a single exon.